CCAUUCAUACUUCAUCCUCUCUUGCUAAUACGGAAAGACUCACUUAUUUACUUUCAGCUCUUUCAAUCUCCUUUGCUAUGAAAUAUGGUUUCAUCCUCGACUUACAUUCUUUAGUUGAUAUAUAUGGUAGAUAGUAUAGUGCAAGGUAUCCAUUCAUCCGAUGUAGUACCUGUUGAUGAAGUCGAGCGCUUCUACGACUGUUUAGAGGAUGUCGAGGACACUACAAGAAGUGCGGAUACCUCUAACGAGGAUGAGACCCGAAAGCAAGGGCUAAUCCUUCUAGUCGGUAGCAUUCUCUUAAUCAGUCUCUUGUUUGCAUCUGCUGGGUACCCCGAAAAAGGAGUCCAUAGCUUCCUUGGGGCGGUGGCAAAAUCCGAUGAACGCAGAGCUCAUGAAGCAUCCCUUCUGGUUAUCCAAGGAAGACAACUGUUGCCAGAAAACAGCUUUAACCUCAGUAGUUCAUUAAGUUGUAUUGUUAAGAAAAAUAUCGUUUUGCCAGAUAGAAGCCUAUCCUCGUUUACUUGUUUGCAGGUUUCCCCAUACCGUGCAGGUUUAGCUUUUUGUUCGCCUCUUUCGAUGGAAGAAUUUAUGUCUACAUUCGCUCUUAUCGCUACUCCGUUACUUAUGGGAUUGUUCGUAUGGAUUAAUUUUCUACCAGAGAGUGUGCCAAUAUCCAAUAUCUUGCCCGUAUUCGAUAUAGACUCUCUCUGGCUGGCUCUAUCUUCUAGUCAUGAAGUAAGAAAUAGCGCUGGCUGUGACAAUAUUCUUCAGCAGGCUAGCUGCCAAUUGGCUAGAGCACCCGAGGUAACAGCUAUAGAUGAUGAAAUAGCGGAUGUCCAAUCAACUAGUGCCGCUAGGAUCAUCACACCCUUGGCUGGAGCUGUCGCCCUUAACAUUAUGGGGAAUGAGGAAAGAAAAAGUCAAAAAUGGAAUUUUACCAACUCCGCUACUACACUCGUUCAAGUCAAGUCAAGAUAAAGGAGUGGGGUGGGAAGUUCAAUUCUUUUUCCUCUUGGAAUUAAUAAUAUUAUGCGACUUUGGGACCAGUAAGAAUAAGGGACCUAACCGCUGCUAUUGCAUCAGAAGCAUCGAAUUCCUAUUUCCCAGAAGAAAAAGACUUUCUCUUGCUCUCGGGAAUGGGAAUAGCAGGAAUGGCUGUUACUGGUACGAAGGCUAAGGGGUACUGAGAUUACAGAGACAAAAUGACUUGCCCGAGAUUGCCUAAAGACUCAAACAACAACAGCUGACCCCUUUCACCUAGAUGUCCUCUUUUUCUCUCCAACCAAUCGGGAUCGGAUUCCAAGACCGGGGUGCAAGGGCAAUACAUCAGUUAAGACGCUGUAAACGUGGCUAGUCUCUGAAAAUGCCCGUACCUGGGGAACAAAUCUUCUUUCUUCGAGGCCUCAGAUCAUAAUAGAGUCCAUCGGUAGGAAGGUAAUGCAGCUAAGCCGAGACUUCUUUCUGAGGCAUUUCUGACUUUACUUGCUGUUGCCGAUAUGAUCUUUUCUCUUGUUGAAGAAGUGGAGUUUGCUGCUAUCGUAGAUAAGAGUGACGGAAUUGAUAGAGAUUCAGCCCCUAGAAACGCUAGCCUUCCUUGGCUUGGGUUGAUUGCUUUUCAAUGCCUAGUUUCGUAGCCAAGCAAAGGGAAUCACCUUCUGACCUGACCUUCGACCUUGAGGGUGGCAAUCUAGCUUCUGUUGAAAAAGCAAGGUGCGGGGCGUCGGCAUUACACACACGGUUAAGCACAUUUUAUGAGCCUUUUGUCUUCAAUUUUAUAAGCAUCCCCGCAACUUAAUAGAAUCA
Molecule: messenger RNA, 1803 nt
Organism: Rubroshorea leprosula
Lineage: Eukaryota; Viridiplantae; Streptophyta; Magnoliopsida; Malvales; Dipterocarpaceae
Source: the annotation of a GenBank genome assembly